GAAACCUUGGUCGGCCUUGCUUCUCGUCCAGUUGUUCUUUUCCUCAUAAAUAGCCAGCGACCUCUGUGCCGUGGCUACACGGCUUCGUUUUCAGGAGGACAUCCUGCCUUCAUAUCCAUUUUUCUCCGUUCCUGGGUUAGUCUGGCCGGCAAUUCACCAAGAGUAGCGCCGCUAGACUCACCAUUGUCACCAACUCUCGUCGAAGCUCUUUCCGAAGCUCCUCUACUUGUGACAGAUAGUAUUAUUCGAAUUCACAAUGUCCUCUCCACAGCAGGUUUAUCUGCUGCCUCUGAAGGAUGAUGGGUCGCCCGAUGUUCCUGGAGGAUACCUCUACCUCCCUUCUCCCACGGACCCGCCAUAUUUGCUUCGCUUUGUCAUUGAAGGCAGCAGCUCAAUCUGUAGAGAGGGUGCUUUAUGGGUCAACAUCCCCGAGAAGGGUGAAUCUUUCGAUCGGUCUGCUUUUCGGAGCUUUAGCCUAUCCCCGGAUUUCAACAAGAACAUUCAGAUUGAUGUCCCCAUCACCUCUGCGGGUUCCUUCGCCUUCUAUGUGACCUUCUCCCCGCUUCCUGAGUUCUCCGUCCUAUCAACACCCACCCCAGAGCCAACGAGGACUCCAACCCACUAUAUCGAUGUCUCACCCAAGUUGACUCUUCGCGGUCAAGAUCUUCCACUCAAUGCUCUUUCUAUAUACUCUGUGAUUUCAAAGUUUAUGGGACAGUAUCCCAAGGACUGGGAGAAGCACCUCAACGGCAUUAGCCAACGUAAUUACAAUAUGGUUCAUUUCACGCCCCUGAUGAAGCGCGGAGCUUCGAACUCACCUUAUAGCAUCUUUGAUCAGCUGCAAUUUGAUGACGCCGUGUUCCCCAAUGGUGAAGACGAUGUUGCGCGUCUUGUUUCUAAGAUGGAGGAUGAAUAUGGGCUUUUGUCGCUUACGGACGUUGUAUGGAACCACACUGCCCAUAACAGCAAAUGGCUGGAGGAACAUCCAGAAGCGGGUUACAGUGUCGAAACCGCCCCAUGGCUUGAGGCAGCUCUGGAGCUGGACACUGCACUGCUGAAAUUCGGCCAAGAACUCUCCACUCUUGGGCUGCCCACCGAGUUUCAAACUGUGGACGAAUUGAUGAAAGUCAUGAAUGCUAUGCGGGACAAAGUCAUUUCUGGAAUACGACUAUGGGAGUUCUAUGCCAUUGAUGUGAAGGCUGACACACAGAGAAUACUUGAUCAAUGGAAAACAUCCAAAGACCUUGAUCUAACUGACAAGAAAUGGGCGCAACUCAACCUUUCAGACUACAAGAACUGGACUUUGAAACAACAAGCAACUUUCAUUCGAGAACACGCUAUACCCACCUCGAAGCAGGUCUUGGGGCGGUUCAGCAGAGCUGUUGAUUUGCAAUUUGGGGCAGCUAUACUGACAGCCCUUUUUGGUCCGCACGAUCCUCCGACAUCUGACACUAAUACAGUCGAGGAGAGUCUGUCCAGGAUACUUGACGAGGUCAAUCUUCCAUUCUAUGAGGAGUACGAUGGAGACGUCUCGGAGAUUAUGAAUCAAGUCUUCAAUCGGAUAAAGUAUCUCAGGAUUGACGACCAUGGUCCCAAGCUCGGCGCCGUCACGGCACAAAGCCCUUUAAUUGAAACGUACUUCACGAGGCUGCCUCUGAACGAUGUUACCAAGAAGCACAAGAAAGGGGCGCUGGCUCUGGUGAAUAACGGCUGGAUAUGGAACGCUGAUGCUCUGAGGGACAAUGCGGGGCCCGACUCUAGGGCUUAUCUGCGACGUGAAGUAAUCGUCUGGGGCGAUUGCGUGAAGCUGAGAUAUGGCAGUUGUCGUGACGACAAUCCUUUCCUCUGGGAUUUCAUGACAGACUACACUCGUCUUAUGGCCAAAUAUUUCUCAGGAUUUCGCAUUGACAAUUGCCAUUCGACACCAUUGGUGGUUGCCGAGUACCUGCUAGAUGAGGCACGCAAAGUUCGACCCAAUCUAACCGUUUUCGCGGAACUAUUCACUGGCUCGGAGGAAGCUGACUAUAUAUUUGUCAAACGUCUCGGCAUAAAUGCGCUCAUCCGUGAAGCCAUGCAGGCCUGGAGUACAGGGGAAUUGAGCCGUCUUGUUCACCGUCAUGGCGGACGUCCGAUUGGUAGUUUCGAUCUUGACUUGCCUUCUUCAGGUAGUAGUCAUGCGAUUGCUUCUUCUGGUCUUGACUCCGGCAAAGAGAAAGUUGCUCAUAUCCGACCUACACCAGUUCAGGCCUUAUUCAUGGAUUGCACCCAUGACAACGAGAUGCCUGCGCAGAAGAGAACCGCAAAAGAUACUUUACCAAAUGGCGCUCUGGUGGCCAUGUGUGCCUCAGCCAUUGGCAGCGUCAUCGGCUACGAUGAAGUAUAUCCCCGGCUUGUCGAUCUCGUUCAUGAACAUCGGCUAUACUUUUCUGAAUUUUCAGAAGCCCCCGAGACUGGGUUAAACUCUCUUGAGGGGGGAAUAGGAGGCAUCAAAAAACUACUCAAUGACCUUCAUACUAGAAUGGGUGUUGAAGGGUACGAUGAAACGCACAUCCAUCAUGACGGCGAGUAUAUCACAGUGCACAGGGUGCAUCCUAGAACACGGAAGGGUGUUUUUUUGAUUGCACAUACAGCCUUUCCUGAUCAAGACGGAAAUUCGGUUCUGGCGCCCACACAUCUUGUCGGUACUCAUGUCAAGCAUAUCGGGACGUGGCUCUUAGAAGUUGAUGCAAGCCAAACUACUAAGGAGCGGAUACAAGCAGACAAAUCCUAUCUACGAGGCCUGCCGAGCCAAGUUAAAACGUUUGAAGGUACCAAGAUCGAGGAGUCUGGCAAAGAUACCAUCAUAUCUGUUUUGGAUUCUUUUGUUGCCGGGUCUAUUGCCUUGUUUGAAACAUCCAUGCCGAGUGUUGAACAUGCAAGUGGACUGGACAAUUAUAUCACCGAAGGCGUGGAUCAUGCAUUCUCAGAUCUCAGCUUAGUUGAUCUGAACUUCGCGCUUUACCGCUGCGAAGCAGAGGAGAGAGACUCGAGUAAGGGCCAGGACGGGGUCUACGACAUCCCCGGCCAUGGGCCUUUGGUCUAUGCCGGUCUACAGGGGUGGUGGAGCGUCCUUGAGAACAUCAUCAAAUACAACGAACUCGGCCACCCACUGUGUGAUCACCUGCGAAAUGGACAGUGGGCUUUGGACUAUAUUGUGGCUCGCCUGGAAAAGCUGGGCCAGACGGACGAACACACUGCCCUUGGCAGGCCAGCUGCAUGGCUUCGGGAAAAGUUUCAAGCCGUCCGUCAGCUGCCAAGUUUCCUUUUACCCCGGUACUUUGCAAUAAUCGUUCAGGUUGCCUACAAUGCUGCCUGGAAGCGAGGAAUUCAACUUCUGGGACCGCACAUACAGAAAGGGCAAGAGUUCAUUCAUCAGUUAGGUAUGGUGAGUGUCCAACAAACUGGAUAUGUGAAUUCAGCGUCUUUGUGGCCCACGAAGAAGGUACCCAGUCUUGCAGCUGGUCUACCACAUUUCGCGGUAGACUGGGCAAGGUGUUGGGGUCGCGACGUGUUCAUUUCACUCAGAGGCCUCCUUCUGUGCACAAGUCGCUUUGAGGAUGCCAAAGAGCAUAUAACUGCGUUUGCGAGCGUAUUGAAGCAUGGCAUGAUCCCGAAUCUUUUGAGCAGUGGGAAGCUCCCGCGCUACAAUUCUCGGGAUUCUGUUUGGUUCUUCCUGCAAUCCAUCCAGGAUUACACUAAAAUGGCACCAGAUGGUUUGAGGCUUCUAGAUCAUAAGGUUCCCAGGCGUUUCCUACCAUACGAUGAUGUAUGGUUCCCGUAUGAUGACCCUAGGGCCUACUCGCAAAAUUCGACUAUUUCCGAAAUAAUUCAGGAGGUCUUCCAGCGACAUGCACAAGGACUCUCCUUCCGGGAAUACAACGCGGGACCUGACCUUGACAUGCAAAUGACACAGGCUGGUUUUCAGAUUGAUGUCAAAGUCGACUGGGAAACAGGACUGAUAUUCGGUGGCAGUCAAUACAAUUGCGGGACAUGGCAGGACAAGAUGGGUGAGAGCGCGAAAGCUGGUAAUAAAGGCGUACCUGGUACGCCACGUGACGGGGCAGCCAUUGAGAUAACCGGGCUGAUGUACAGCGCCUUGACCUGGGUUGCUGAACUGCACGAGCAAGGCCUUUACAAACAUGAUGGAGUCGACAUUGGCGAUGGGGAAUCCAUCUCUUUCAAGGAGUGGGCGUCAAGAGUUCGGGCCAACUUCGAGCGCUGUUACUAUGUUCCUCUACAGCCAAAGGACGAUGGCCAGUACGACAUUGACGCAAACAUCAUUAAUAGACGGGGAAUUUACAAGGAUCUGUACAGGUCUGGUAAGCCAUACGAGGAUUAUCAGCUUCGUUCCAAUUUCCCUAUAGCCAUGACCGUCGCUCCAGACCUGUUCACUCCAUCCAAAGCACUCGCAGCUCUCGCUCUUGCCGACGAGGUUCUGGUAGGGCCGGUAGGAAUGGCAACCCUUGACCCUUCCGAUCUCAAUUACCGCCCUAACUACAAUAACUCGGAGGACUCAACCGACUUUGCAACUGCCAAAGGCAGAAAUUACCACCAAGGUCCUGAGUGGGUUUGGCAGCGCGGGUACUUCCUCCGCGCCUUUUUGCACUUCGACCUUGCUCGCAGGACGACGCCGGCAGAACGGACAGAGACUUACCAACAGAUUACUCGACGCCUGGAGGGUUGCAAACGGGCUUUGAGGGAAAGUCCAUGGAAGGGCCUUACCGAACUAACGAAUAAGAAUGGCGCACACUGUGCAGACUCCGUAUGUCUUGAAUACAUUUCUUUGCCCUCUAUUCAAUUCUCUGUCGUGCCGAUCAAUCUUGGCUAACCUUAUAUUUUUAUAGUCUCCGACCCAAGCAUGGUCAGCUGGAUGUCUGCUUGACUUGUAUUAUGAUGCAUCACGGCAUUCACAGAACUAGAUAAUGUAUUGUCCAUAUCAUUUCCAUCUGGCACUGGUCAACCUAAUCAUGAGCUCGGAGUACAUGUUUGUCGAACUUUAGAGAAUAGAAAGAUCUUAUUGUGC
This is a messenger RNA of Aspergillus eucalypticola CBS 122712, 5062 nucleotides long. Its product is annotated as putative glycogen debranching enzyme Gdb1. Gene Ontology annotation, molecular function: 4-alpha-glucanotransferase activity; amylo-alpha-1,6-glucosidase activity. The transcript has 2 exons. Bases 257 to 4867 code for a protein of 1536 amino acids. NCBI's taxonomy places the organism in Eukaryota, Fungi, Ascomycota, Eurotiomycetes, Eurotiales, Aspergillaceae. Gene Ontology annotation, biological process: glycogen catabolic process. The record is from RefSeq and is a predicted model, not a curated record.